Tripterygium wilfordii is the source of this 2027-nucleotide messenger RNA. RefSeq lists its product as uncharacterized. Bases 86 to 1672 code for a protein of 528 amino acids. The transcript has a single exon. NCBI's taxonomy places the organism in Eukaryota, Viridiplantae, Streptophyta, Magnoliopsida, Celastrales, Celastraceae. The record is from RefSeq and is a predicted model, not a curated record.
UCUGACUGAGGAUCUUGCAGAGAUAUAUCUAUCCACUUCUUUCUUUCAGUUCUAAAUAGUCUUGAAAUUGUAGAGAGAGAUAUAUAUGGAGGUGCUUCAAUUGAUAUCUUCAGAUCAAAUCCACCAACACGAUCUCAACUUCCGUGAAAAGGAAGCCAUACACCUAAACGGGGGUGAAGAAAUUCUAUGUUGUGCCUGCUCGAAAUCGCUGCUGGAUACUAGCUUCUACUGCUGUGGUGAGUGUUUUUUCUUUCUUCAUGAGACUUGUGCAAAGUUACCCCCUAUGAUUAAACACCCCUCACAUCGUAAACACCCUCUGAUUCUUCAUCCGAAGUCACCAUACAAAACUAAUCAAGGCUACUGUGAUAUGUGUGGGCUACAUAUUCUCAACUUCUCUUACCAUUGCUCUGAUUGCAAAUUUGACCUUGAUAUCGAUUGUGCUAUGCUUCCGCGGUGCUUCAUUCAACCAGAAAGUCACAAGCAUCAUUUCACUAAGUGGUGUAGGUCUGAUCCAUUUACAUGUGAUUUCUGUGGCACAUAUAGUGAUCGGUCUGGAUUCCCAUCGGAAAAUUUGCUCCCUUGGAACUGCACUAAUUGCCAUGUUGUAGUUCAUAGUAAAUGUAUGUCAUUGCCAUUCACAAUCCAUGUACCACAACAUGAUCACCCCCUCAUCCACAAUUAUUUCAUUCCUGAAAGUCAAUCUAUUGCUUUAAUCUGUGGAAUUUGUGAUAGGGAAGUGAAGAGAGAAUUUGGAUGUUAUUCUUGCCAAAAUUGUUCUUGUCUUGUCCAUGCCAACUGUGCAAUGGACAAUGUAUCAAAAGUGGGACAAAAGUUCUGGGCAGAAGAAAUUGAGACAAUAGAGGAUCAUUUACUUGAACAAGAGAUUGAGCAUUUUAGUCAUCCUCGUCAUAAAUUACUUUUGGUGGCGCAUCAUGAGGAUGAUCAUGAGAUCAAGACAAAAUGUGAUGGUUGCAUGAGUCUCAUCUCUUGUCCCUUUUACAAGUGUCUAGAAUGUGAUUUUUCUCUCCACGUCACAUGUUCCAAAUUGCCUAAACAAAUCAGUCACCCACUUCACGAACAACACCCCCUAACCCUUGUCCGAAGUAAUGAGAAUUUGGUUUUCCAGUGUUGGGCUUGUUGGAAUUGGUUUCAUGGCUUCGCCUAUCAUUGCCGAACUUGCAUGAAAUCUUUCACAAUCGAUGUCCGAUGUGCUUUAGUCAAUCCUUUUGAAUUCUACCAUGACAGUCAUAAGCACCCUCUUAGUGUGUUUACCCAAGGCAAUAACCAUUCACAAUGUACUUCUUGCAGCAAGGAUCACCUCAUGUAUAAGCUCCUCCGAUGCAAAGAACAAUGUCCUUUUGCAUUGGAUUAUGGAUGCGCCACACUACCACGUACUGUCAAGUAUGAGUACGAUGACCAUUCUCUUGUCCUCUCAUACCAUGGAGAUGGUAAUUCUAAUCUCCAUGAUGAUUCAAAUGGGUAUCCUUAUUGUGAUAUUUGUGAAAAAUAUAGAGAUCCUAAUAUUUGGUUUUACGGUUGUCCUAAUUAUUCUGAGUGUCCGAUUUAUCUUCAUCCCGAAUGUGCUCAUGGUGACUACCCCUACGUCAAGCUAGGAAGCAGUAUGAAGGGUACCUAUUUGCACGAACACAAGGCUCUUUUUCAUCCUAAGUAACUACGAAGAAUGCCACUUGUGCAGCAAGAAGUAUCGAACAUUGUCCCUUGAAUGUCACAAGGCAGACUGCAAUUUUAAGGUUCAUUACAACUGUGCCAUCCGGAAAAGAAAUAAUACUUUAAGACAACGUGGCCUGUCGUGGAGGAAUUGGUAACGGUCAUCAAAGUCUUGAGUAAGAAGCAUAAUACAUAUGUAAACCCUGUUCUGUGCUGUAAGUAAUAAUACUACCACUAUAAUGCUCGAGAGGAUACUUGAAAGCACUGUGGAUCCUAAACUUGAUGUUAUUUAUAGACUAAAAUCUGUUGUUUCUUAUAAAUAAUAACAAUGGGUCUGUCAGUUUUAUUCUUUUUUUUUA